Linum tenue is the source of this 1305-nucleotide messenger RNA. NCBI's taxonomy places the organism in Eukaryota, Viridiplantae, Streptophyta, Magnoliopsida, Malpighiales, Linaceae. The record is from the annotation of a GenBank genome assembly.
AUCAAUUUUGUAAUUCCAGAAUCUGGAAGGAAAGAGGGAAGAAAAAAGCUCCGCCUCCCAGCCCAGCCAGCCGCACACCUCGCCUAACUGCAACCUUGAAUUCGCGCCUCGCCGUGCAAAAUUAUCACGGCGCCUCUUCCUUUCAAUCUCCUCCCCCUCGAUUCGCAACUCAUAUAGGGUUCCAAUAUCUUCGCGCCUCGAUUCUCAUUUCUCAAAUCUCAAUCCCUUCGAUUUUUUCUUUUCCUGAUAUCUCUUUGAAUUCCCAAUUCAAUCGGUUUCGUAUCCCUCGUUGAUUCUCCGGCGCUCUUCAUUUAGAAUGCCGCCGUUCAACUCCACGUCCAAGGCGGUAAGGUCUCUGUUAGCCCGUUCGGGCCGCUCGAAGCAUUUCGUUGUCGCCCCAGCUAAGCACAAUCAAAUUCGGUGCUCCAGAAGCAUUGCUGGAGUCUCGGCGCCGUCGAGUGUGAUUGAUUUCCGGGGGGAUUUCAGCUCGGCGUUAUUGGGGAGUUCGUACAGCGGAAGCUCUGUGGUUCAACGGAGGCGAUUCCUCGGAUGCGGAGAUGGGGAAGAAGGCGGUGUUUUGUCCAAGGUUUACGAAGAGAGACGCGUAUUAGGGUAUUCCCCGGAGCAAUUGUUUGACGUGGUCGCCGCGGUGGACUUGUAUCAUGGGUUCGUGCCCUGGUGCCAGCGGUCUGAUGUUCUCAAACGUUACCCGGAUGGAUCAUUUGAUGCCGAGCUGGAGAUUGGGUUCAAGUUUCUGGUUGAGAGCUACGUUUCGCACGUUGAAUUGGAGAGACCCAAGAUGGUCAAGACUACUGCAUCCCAGAGCGGCCUUUUUGAUCACUUGAUAAACAUAUGGGAAUUUAAUCCCGGACCUGUUCCGGGCAGCUGUGAUCUUCACUUUUUGGUAGAUUUUAAGUUUCAGUCACCACUCUACAGACAGGUUGCAUCCAUGUUUUUCAAGGAGGUGGUAUCCCGUUUAGUUGGUUCGUUCAGUGACCGCUGCCGUUUGAUAUAUGGACCUGGAGUCCGAGUCCUUGAGAACUCUUAUGAACACAAGGCGUGAAAAAGCUUCUCUCUUUUAACCAGAACCAAAUCUAUACUGAAAGUACCCCUUGUCCAGCAAUUCUUAGGUCGAGAAAAUUAACAUUUUGAGCACAUGAGGGGGUUCCUCUUGUUUUCUUGUACUCCCAGCCUCUUUCCCCAUCUCAUUGAUUGUAAUUUCAAGGCUAUAAGUAGGCAAAUAUUGUUCACUUUAGAUGUAUCAAUUAUCGUUGAAUGAAAUGAAAAGGUCGAUGGAUUCUCACU